Solanum tuberosum (potato) is the source of this 795-nucleotide messenger RNA. RefSeq lists its product as uncharacterized. The transcript has 2 exons. Gene Ontology annotation, molecular function: nucleic acid binding; zinc ion binding. NCBI's taxonomy places the organism in Eukaryota, Viridiplantae, Streptophyta, Magnoliopsida, Solanales, Solanaceae. The record is from RefSeq and is a predicted model, not a curated record. The coding region runs from base 1 to 795 and encodes 264 amino acids.
AUGAAAGCCAUUCUUGGCUCUCAAGAUGUUUGGGACAUUGUAGACAAAGGGUAUACAAAGCCCAUUAAUGAGGAAACUUUACCCUUAAAUGAAAAGGAGGUCUUGUUAAAGACCAGAAAGAAAGAUCAACAGACCCUCACUCUUAUCCAUCAAUGUUUGGAUGAUGGCAUGUUUGAGAAGGUGGUUGAUGCAACCAGCUCAAAAAAAGCUUGGGAGAUUUUACAAAAUUCUCUCCAAGGAGUUGAUAAAGUAAAGAAGAUAAAACUUCAAACUCUAAGGGUUGACUUUGAUGUUUUAAAAUUGAAAGAAUCUGAAUCCAUUUCAGAUAUCUGUUCAAGAUUGAUGGAUGUUGUAAAUCAACUAAGAAGAUACAAGAAUGAAGUACAUGAUGUGCGUGCGGUAGAAAAAAUCCUUCGUUCUUUAACACCUAAAUUUGAUUAUGUGGUGUGUUCUAUUGAGGAUUCUAAAGAUUUAGACUCUAUGGCGGUAGAACAAUUGGAAGGAUUUAAAGGUGAGAAAAGUUACAAAGGAAAUGGACAGUGGCAAGGCCGUGGAAGAGGAAAAAGUUAUACCAAUAAAUCCAACAAUGAAAAUAAGAGUCACCAGUCAUUGAGAGGUUGUUGUCGUGGUCAACAAGGAGGUAGAGGACGUGGACCAUAUCAAGGUACAAAUGAAAUGAAGUAUGACAAAUCUAAAAUUGAGUGUUAUAACUGUCAUAAAAUUGGACACUACUCUUGGGAAUGUCCUAGUAAUGUUGAAGAGACAGUUAAUCUUGUUGACAACAACAAAGACUGA